GUAAGGGACGGAAUUAAAGAACUUAUGAUAGUCACAACUUCAUGAACUUUAAAUGCAGUUUAAGAUAUUGUUUCUCAGCUAGACAUUUUUAAGCAGAAAAGAGAGAGAAAACAUAUAGACGUAUUGUAAUAGCAAAGGGCAAUGUCCACUCAACACCCACAUUAAGAUUGAAUCCCACGAUGAUUGAAGCUAGUUUGAGAUAAUUACAUAUUUUUUAUGGUUAAAAAAUACUUUUAUUGGAAAGAGAAGAUGGCUGAAAACACAAUCAGUGUGCAUGGAACUACUUCUAAAGAAUUACAAUCUAACAUUCAAAACAUCUGAGAAUUCUAAAAAAUAUGAGGAACGGAUGCUACCCAAGGUAGUCAUCCAAUCAUACAAAGACCUUAACAAAGACUGUUUAAUAACAUACUGAGGGCAUUCAAAACUGUCAAAAGUUUUACGGUUCCUCUCUCACCAAAUUGUCCACAAAACACACAAUGGAAUAGCUAUUCAUAUAUUUGAUCUCCUGUGUUUAUGAAGUUUUCCUUGCCAACAAUCCAGCAAUUGACUUAUAGUCUUCAGCAUAUUAAUGCUCAAAGAAUAAGCAGAAGAAUUCACUCACUUUUCAUAUAUAUAUAAAUAUAAUAUAUUCGUGACGGGAUUUUAUGUUUAUAGGAAUAUGGUGAUUUAAUGUGACGGUCUUAGAAAAAAAGGGCAUUGUGGUUUAAGUACACAAAUAUCAUUAAACAUAUCUAUGAGGGAGUAGUAACUAGUUAAAGAGCUACAGGAAGAAUGUCAAGUGAGGGGUCAAUUUUAAGUUAGAUCUAUUUCAGAAAAAUUGAUCUUUGUGGCCCUUGUUUUUAACUUCUGUACCUUCAAAUUGGUGGGCAUUUAUUAUGGUUGUAAUCUAGAACCUAUAAGAAGAGGCACCCCAAACAUUCUGUGGUAGUGUAUUUUGAAAUAAGAGGAUAUUUUCUGAUUUGUGAAGAUUAUCGAAAUUUCAUUGGAAGUAGAAGUCUUUGGAAAUCUGGUCAAUGGGGGGGGUACGUAGCUUUCACUUUGAGUCUAAAUCUUUUCAACUAGUUGUAGAGGAAGGGGGUCGUUUUUUCUUAUUAAGGAUUUUUGAGAGGGGCAAGUUUGCCAUGAGAUCAGUUUUCAUGAGCAAGAAUGCAGCCCAUUGGUUAAUGUUUUGCAUUGAACACCUUGUUGUUGGGAAGAGCUUCAAGCAGUUUUUCACUCUUAGAGAGGGUGACACUGCCUUCACUCUCCAAUGGUGUUCCAACUCCUCAGGCCAGUUCUUGCUGUUAACUGAACUCAAAGCUGGUGGGACUAGGAGAUCGAUUAUUAUACCGGAAGGCAAAGAAAGAUACGGUUGGAGGGUGUUUGGUCUAGAACUAAGGAAAUUGUUGUUUCCUUCUCAUUAUGCAGUGGGUGGAAAUGGUCCUCCUAAGUUCAUUCCUCAGGUGCGGAAGUAUAACAUGGAGGACCAAAACUCUAGAACUUUUGCUGAAGUUGUGCAAGGCAUUCAUGGAAGAACUGAGGUUAGAAAGCAGCUGUCACAUUUUGGACCCACAGCCAAAGAGAAGCUAAUACAGCUGGGAAAGGAGAAAAAAGGGGAGAAUCUGAAACUCUCAGGUGCAAAAAUGGGGGAAAUUCCAGUGAGCAAGUCUGAAAGGUUGGGGGUGGUGGGAAGGAUUUGGAGGGAGCAACGGUUGAGUGAGGUGGCUGAGGUGGGUAAGCAGAAGCUGGCAGAUACUAGGUUACAUUUCUCAAACUUUUUGAAUUCAAAAGCUGAUGAAAAGGGGAAGAAGUCUGAUUUUAGGAGAUCUUGCUGGUCAGGGAGAGGACUUGUCAUAGAGGUUGAUGGGAUAGGGAGGAGACGGGUCUCUUGGGUUAGAAAGAAAGGGGGAGUUUCAAAGAUCAGAGGGAUGGCACGUGAAGGUCCUUAAUUGGGCUCCUCAAGGAACCAAACAGGAAGCUCUUAGGCCAGGUUUGGGCCGUGGAACAAGCCCAGU
Molecule: messenger RNA, 1994 nt
Organism: Quercus lobata
Lineage: Eukaryota; Viridiplantae; Streptophyta; Magnoliopsida; Fagales; Fagaceae
Exons: 2
Coding region: 1014-1928 (304 amino acids)
Source: RefSeq, a predicted model, not a curated record